AGAGAAGGGAGGAGUCAUGAAAUAAAAGCCUGGGCAUUCUCUUCUUCCUCACCCUUCUCUUGCUCUUUCUCUCUGCCUGAAACUAUUUGGCAGGACCCCUCAAGGCAGAGGGAAGGAGGAGGAGGAGCUCCAAUAGUCUAUAGCCUCCUCCUGCUCCCUGGUAAAACAUGGAUUCCGACCUCAAAGAGAAGCAGCGGAGGAAGAUGGUGAUCGCCGGCUCCUCCGCCAUCCUCCUCCUCCUUUUGGUGGUCGGUACGGUCGCCACCACCACGUAUCAGGCCGAGGACAAGCCCAAUCCAAACCCCAGCACGAUGCACUCCACCAGCAAGGCCGUGAAGAUGCUCUGCGCCUCCACCGACUACAAGCAGACCUGUGAGACGAGCCUGACCAAGCUCGUAAACACCAGCACACCGGACCCCAAAGAGCUUCUCAAGGCGUCCGUCACGGCGGUGAUCAACGAGAUCAGCGAGUCCUUUUCCCACUCUCGCCUGAUCAAAUCCAACGACAGCCGGGUCCAGGAUGCAAUUAACGAUUGCUGGGAGAUGUACCAGGAUUCCAAGGAGGAUCUCGUGAAGACGCUGGACAAAAUCAUCGAUACCGGCCUCGAGCACCUCCCGGAUCAGACCCUCAACCUGAAGAGCUGGCUGAGCGCCGUCUUCUUCUACCAGGAGACGUGCGUCGACGGGUUCCCGGAGGGUGAGCUCAAGAACAAGAUGAGGAGUGCGAUGAAGACUACAAAGGAGCUGACGAGCAAUGCGCUUGCCAUGGUCGGGCAGGUUUCCGACAUCCUGACGAUGCUCGGCAUCCCGUCAUUCAGUCGCCGCCUCCUGUCGGUGGAGGACCGGCCUGUCAUGAAGCGAGGCUACCCCUCAUGGGUUUCAAAAAGGGAUCGUAGGUUGCUUAAGGAGUACCUCAAGGUCAAGCUCAAGCCCAAUGUGACGGUGGCAAAGGAUGGCAGUGGAAAUUUCAGCACCAUCAAUGAUGCGAUCAGGAAUAUACCACUCAAACAUGAUGGAAGGUAUGUGAUCUACAUCAAGGAGGGGAUCUACAACGAGGCAGUGAAUUUGACAAGCGCAUAUGCCAACAUUACGGUGUACGGUGAUGGGCCAAAGAAGACCAUCGUGACCGGAAACAAGAAUGUCAAAGAUGGCACCAAGACUUCACACACCGCCACAUUCGUUGCUUCUGGAGACGGGUUCAUGGCCAUCGACAUGGGAUUCCACAACACGGCCGGCCCGGAGAAGGAGCAGGCGGUGGCCCUCCGGGUGCAAUCCGACCGAUCCAUCUUCCUCAACUGCCGGAUGGAGGGGUACCAGGACACCCUCUACGCCCAGUCCCACUUCCAGUUCUACCGCGGCUGCGUCAUCACCGGCACCAUCGACUUCGUCUUCGGCGACGCCUCGGCCGUGUUCCAGAACUGCCUCUUCCUCCUCCGGCGGCCCCUCGCCAAGCAGAUGAACAUCGUGACCGCCCACGGCCGCGGCUACAGCCACGAGAGCACCGGCUUCGUCAUCCAGCACUGCAAGAUCAAGGCCGACAAAAGCUUGCACACGGUCGAGAAUCACGAGGUCGAAAACUACCUCGCCCGCCCCUGGAAGGCCUACUCGAGGACCAUCUUCAUGGAGAACCAGCUCAGCAGCUUUAUCCACCCGGCUGGCUACCUGCCGUGGGACAAAGACUUCGCCCUCAACACCCUCUACUACGCCGAAUACAACAACAAGGGCGAGGGCUCCAACGUCACCGACCGUGUGAAGUGGCCGGGCGUCCAUGUCAUCGACAGGAAGACGGCGGAGAAGUACACGGUGGCCAACUUCAUCGAGGGGGAGAGAUGGAUUCCCGGCAGAGGAGCUCCUGCUCAUAUGGAUCUGUACUAUCGCUGAUGGAAAAAUGGGAAGCUGCUUGCCGUCGGAUCAGGCUACUGAGCGCCUGGGAGAGGUGUGUUGUUGGAGUCAGUCAUGUAACAUGAGCGAGCAACUGAAGGUGUAUGAUAUGGUGGGGUUAGCGCCAGGGAAGAGAAACAACUCCACUUCUUUGUAGCCAACAUGGGAGUUGAUUGUUCGCUGCUUUUAAUUUGAUAUGGUUGUGUAUUCUGCCAGUCUUGCUCCAAAUAGCGAGAGUUGUUUAAUCUUGAUAGGUUUCACUUGCCA
This is a messenger RNA of Phoenix dactylifera (date palm), 2147 nucleotides long. RefSeq names its product putative pectinesterase/pectinesterase inhibitor 13. Gene Ontology annotation, biological process: cell wall modification. NCBI's taxonomy places the organism in Eukaryota, Viridiplantae, Streptophyta, Magnoliopsida, Arecales, Arecaceae. The record is from RefSeq and is a predicted model, not a curated record. Gene Ontology annotation, molecular function: enzyme inhibitor activity; pectinesterase activity.